UUUCUCGUUGGGGAGAUGGGGGGAGUCCCAGGGCUGCAGGGGAGGGUGCAGGGCAGCCAGGAGGGUCCCCAAAAGAAGACCCCUCUGGGUGCCUGGCUCCUGAGAGAGAGAGAAGGGAGCCUGGGGAGCUCCGCUUUGCAAGGUUUCGAAGGAACAGCGCAGAAAGCCAGCCAAGAGGGCCAUGGAGUCGUCAUUAUUUUGUUGUUUAGUCGUUUAGUCGUGUCCGACUCUUCGUGACCCCAUGGACCAUAGCACGCCAGGCGUCAUUAUUAGGGACACCCCUAAUAAAUCUAGCCCAACCCCCGGCCACGCAGGAAUCUCUUGCCCAACCUGGGGCUCGAACCCAAGACCCUGAGAUCAAAGAGACUCGUGUUCAACCAACUGAGCUCUCCUGCCUUAUUCGGGUUUAUUUCUGCAAUUCACGUGGAUCCUCCUGGGCUCCUCAGAGAGAGAGAGAGAAUGUGAGUUUGGUUUGCUCCAGCUUGCAAGGGUUAAAAGGAACUGAGAUGCAUUCCUAGAGUGGAUAGGAAAUAAAGGGAGCGAGGUCCUCCCGAGCCAAAGCCCCGUCCACUUUCCCAGGUUCCUCCCUGCAAGAGGAAGAAGGUGGCUUUCGUCUCCUCUGCAGGGGCUGCCUCAGUUUCCCUUCCGGGACCUGGAUUUGCUAAAACCUCUCAUUAGAACAGACAGAACUUGGCAGAAGACAUAGAGACUUAUUUUGAUUUCUUGGAGGUUUCCUGAGAACAGAGAUGGAUGAGCAAGACUCAGCUGGGCCUGAAGCAGGAAGAGGCCAUUCCAUCCUAACUCUUAGCCAUGGAGGAUUCAGGGGAGAGUCUGUCCAAAGGAUCCUGGGUGAGGAGGACACCCUCCACUCAGAUGUGCAGAGCCAGCACCUCGGGCGGCUUUGCUACCAGGAGGCCAAAGGACCCAGAGAGGUUUGCAACCGACUCUACCACCUUUGCCAUCAGUGGCUGAAACCAGAAACCCACACGAAAGCUGAGAUGCUGGACCUGGUGAUCUUGGAGCGGUUCCUGGCUGUCCUUCCAGCAGAGAUGGAGUGCUGGGUGAGGGAAUGUGGAGCACAGACCAGUUCCCAGGCAGUGGCCUUGGCUGAAGGUUUCCUCCUGAGUCAGGCAGAGGAGAGAAAGCAGGCAGAGCAGCAGGGGAAGGAUCAGUUUCCAGAAAUGGGUCUGGAUUCCUCUGAGGUAGACAGAACUCCGAUGGACUCCAGAGAGAAGCUACUGGGAGACAGAAUGAUGCCAGCAAGACCUGUUUGUCCAUCUUUUCUUGGUGGCGAAGGGGAAGCUGCCACUGUGGAACCAGAGCAGGGUCCAGUGUGCUUUGAAGAUGUAGCUGUGUAUUUCACAGAAGAGGAGUGGGCGUUGCUGGAUCCUGACCAGAGAGCUCUGCACAAGGAAGUCAUGGAGGAGAAUCGUGGGAUCUUGGACUCUCUCGUUGCAGGUGGUGUUGAAGUGGAACUGAAGAAUGAGGGAGACCACAACAAAAUCCACACAGUGGGGAAGUCCUAUUCAGAGUGCAGAGAGAGCUUCAGUCAGAGCUCCCAUUCCACUUCAAAUCAAAGAAAUCCCAUUGAGAAUAAACCCUAUCAGUGCUUGGAAUGUGGAAAGAGCUUCAAUAACAGAAACAAGUUCACUGUCCAUCAGAGAAUUCAUACAGGGGAAAAACCCCAUCAGUGCCUAGAGUGUGGGAAGAGCUUCAGUCAAAAGGGGAGUUUAACUUACCAUCAGAAAAUUCAUACAGGGGAGAAGCCAUAUCAGUGCCUAGAGUGUGGAAAGAGCUUCAUUCAAAAAGGCAACCUUAUGACCCAUCAAAAAAUUCAUAAAGGAGAGAAAACCUUUCAGUGCCAAGAGUGUGGAAAGGGCUUCAGAAAAAAGGACAGUUUAACUUCCCAUCAGAGAAUUCAUACAGGAGAGAAACCCUAUCAGUGCCUAGAGUGUGGAAAGAGCUUCUGUCACCAAGGCCAUCUUUCUGUACAUCAAAGAAUCCAUACAGGGGAGAAGCCUUAUCAGUGCUUGGAGUGUGGAAAGAGCUUCACUGGGAAAACAAGUCUCAUUUCCCAUCAAAGAAUUCAUACUGGAGAUAAACCCUUUCACUGCUUGGAAUGUGGAAAGAGAUUCAGAAAAAAAGGCAAUCUCACUGUCCAUCAGAGAAGUCAUACAGGGGAGAAACCUUAUCAGUGCUUGGAAUGUGGAAAGAGCUUCAGUCACAGCAGCCAACUCACUUCCCAUCACAGAAUUCAUUCCGGGCGGAAACCAUAUCAGUGCUUGGAAUGUGGAAAGAGCUUCGCUUGGAAAAUAAGUUUCACUUCCCAUAAAAGCAUUCAUACAGGAGAGAAACCCUAUCAGUGCCAAAAUUGUGGGAAAAGCUUCAGUCAACAAGGCCAGCUUACUGUACAUCAAAGAAUUCAUACAGGAGAGAAACCUUAUCACUGCUUGCAAUGUGGAAAGAGCUUCGCUAGGAAAAUAAGUUUCACUUCCCAUCAAAGAAUUCAUACUGGAAACAAACCCUAUCACUGCUUGGAAUGUGGAAAAAGCUUCAGUCAACAAGGCCAGCUUACUGUACAUCGAAGAAUUCAUACAGGGGAGAAACCUUAUCAGUGCUUGGAAUGUGGAAAGAGCUUCACUUGGAAAAUAAGUUUCACUUCCCAUCUAAGAAUUCAUACUGGAAACAAACCCUAUCACUGCUUAGAAUGUGGAAAAAGCUUCAGUCAACAAGGCCAGCUUACUGUACAUCAAAGAAUUCAUACAGGGGAGAAACCUUAUCACUGCUUGGAAUGUGGAAAAAGCUUUGUUCGAAGAGGCCAGCUUACUGUACAUCAAAGAAUUCAUACGGGGGAGAAACCUUAUCAGUGCUUGGAAUGUGGAAAGAGCUUCACUUCGAAAAUAAGUUGCAUUUCCCAUGAAAGAAUUCAUACAGGGGAAAAACCCUAUCAGUGCUUGGAAUGUGGAAAGAGAUUCAGAAUAAAAAUCCAGCUCACUGUCCAUCAGAGAAGUCAUACAGGGGAGAAACCCUAUCCGUGCCAAGAGUGUGGCAAGAGAUUCAGUAACAGAAACUACUUUACUGUCCAUCAGAGAAUUCAUACAGGGGAAAAACCCUAUCAGUGCUUGGAAUGUGGAAAGAAAUUCAGAAUAAAACCCCUUCUCACUGUCCAUCAGAGAAGUCAUACAGGGGAGAAACCCUAUCAGUGCCUGGAAUGUGGCAAGAGCUUCGUUCAAAGAAGCCACCUCAUGGCCCAUCAAGAAAUUCAUACAGGGGAGACACCCCAUCAGUGCUUGGAAUGUGGCAAAGUCUUCAAAAGAAAGGGCACUUUAACUUCCCAUCGGAGAAUUCAUACAGGAGAGACACCCCAUCAGUGCUUGGAAUGUGGCAAAGUCUUCAGAAGAAAGGGCAGUUUAACUUCCCAUCAGAGAAUUCAUACAGGGGAGAAACCCUAUCAGUGCCAAGAGUGUGGAAAGAGCUUAAGAAAAAAAGAGAGUUUAACUUCCCAUCAGAGAAUUCAUUCAGGGGCAAAACCUUAUCAGUGCUUGGAAUGUGGAAAGAGCUUCGUUCAAAGAGGCUGCCUCAUGGCCCAUCAAACAAUUCAUACAGGAGAGAAACCCUAUCAGUGCCAAGAGUGUGGAAAGAGCUUCAGUCGAAAUUACAGUUUAACUUCCCAUCAGAGGAUUCAUACAGGGGAAAAACCUUAUCAGUGCUUGGAAUGUGGAAAAAGCUUCGUUCAAAGAGGCCAGCUUACUGUACAUCAAAGAAUUCAUACAGGGGAGAAACCUUAUCAGUGCUUGGAAUGUGGAAGGGGCUGCAUUGACCGACGUCGGCUCACUGUCCAUCAGAGGAUUCAUACAGGGGAAAAACCUUAUCAGUGCUUGGAAUGUGGAAAGAAAUUCACCCAGAGCGCCCAUCUCACAAUCCAUCACAGAAUUCAUACAGGGGAGAAACCCUAUGAGUGCUUGGAAUGUGGAAAGAGAUUCAUUGAGAAGGCAAAACUUACAAUCCAUCAAAGAAUUCACAGCGAGGUGAACACUGGUCUUGAAAGACCUACAUUGGCUCCCAGUACGUUUCCGAGCACAAUUCAAAGUGUUGGUGCUGACCUUUAAAGCCCUAAACAGCCUCGGUCCAGUAUACCUGAAGGAACAUCUCUACCCCCAUUGUUCUGCCCGGACACUGAGGUCCAGCGCAGAGAGCCUUCUGGUGGCUCCCUCACUGCGAGAAGCCAAGUUACAGGGAACGAGGCAGAGGGCAUUUUCGGUAGUGGCACCCGCUCUGUGGAACGCCCUCCCACCAGAUGUCAAAGAGAAAAACAACUACCAGACUUUUAGAAGACAUCUGAAGGUAGCCCUGUUUAGGGGAGCUUUUAAUGUUUAAUAGAUUAUUGCAUUUUAAUAUUCUUUUGAAAGCCGUCCAGAGUGGCUGGGAAAACCCAGCCAGAUGGGCUGGGUAUAAAUAUGUUGUUGCUGUUGUUGUUAUUCCAGUGCCAAGAAUGUGGAAAGAGCUUCAGUCACAGGGCCCGCCUCGCUUCCCAUCAAAGAACUAACAUUGGGGGCAAAUUAUAGUAGUGGCUGUAUACAGAUUUAAUUUUAGGAGACCAUAGUAAUUCCUACUACGUACCCAGAACUGUGACUUGCAAGUUCUUGGCCAAGGUGUUUCAUGCCUUCUUGACAAUUUCCUUUCUCUUGGCAGAUCAAGAUGAGUAGGUGACAGCAAAGGUUGCAAACUUUUUAGCUGGGACAAUUAGAGUAAGAUCCACUAUUUGACUAUUGACUCAAAAUCCUACAAUGCAUUUUAUAUAACGGACUUUUUAUCUUUAUUCUUUGUAUAUCAUAUUGUUCUUUAUUGGUAGGCCGGUGGCUGAUGCAAAUAAAGACUCAUUCAUUGAAUAUUUUCUUCACGUCAUACCUGGGGAGAGGAAUAAGAGUGAUUUGGCGACACUGAUGAGGUUGCUGUCCAUGCCGAGCUUUCCUAGGAAGGACUUAGUGUAAAAAUUGUGAUAGUUCAGUUAAUGUUAGAUACUAUAUUAAUAUAAUAUUAAUAGAUUUUGAUUCUGUUCAAAGUGUCCUAGUACUUAUUGCAUUUAGCCUUUUCGAUAGAACGUAUGAGGCAUGGUUUUUGUAUGCCUGCAUUUUGUAAUCCUCAUGCCACCCUCCUGCAUUGUGUAAAGCUGUGAUGUUUACAUUGCCUACCACUUCCAGCCUUAUCUGACCCUAGAAGGGCAGGUGAUGUUUUGGGAAAGAGGGAGGAGUUGAGCUACCACCAGGGUGUGAACUCACAUCUCUCCUCAAAGGUCUUUGUCAUCUUUUGGUACCAGGGAAGUAAGAUAUGGGAUUGAAAUGUCAACAGUCCCAUAGAAGGCCUGGUUGCCAUGGGCAUGGUGUCAAAGUGAGACAUAAGAGACCCAAAUUACCUGGGCACUCUGGGACACCGCAAGGUAAUUUCAGAGGAGUCGAUAUCCACAUUAAGCCACAAGUCCCAUGACCUGUGACCUUUCUUGAUGCAAGUGAAAGAGUGUUGUGGCAUUUUAUGAGUCUUUGUGUGCUGUGUAUAUAAGCUUUCUUCUAAUAUGCCUCCUGGCAGCCUUUUCGAACUGGCCGUUCUGCUGAACAACUGGUUAGCAAGGCUGUCUUAUUGCAAUAGUUUGAAUAAACUAGGUCUCUGCAGGAUGCUGAGAUUGCUCUCAUUCUCUUGGUUCUGAGAUUUUGUUUCAGGUAUUCCCUCCCCUGGGUCACGAACCGGUGAUGUAGAAGCAAAUGCUGAUCACACGAGCAAUUCACGUACUUUUUAUUUUCCUUUCUUCUGUGAGAAUCUUAAGUCAAGGAUUCUUUUUCUGCUGUCCUCCGAUCAUUCACAAUGGGUGUAUGCCAAGAGGAAAGAAUGGUAUCCAUGAGGAAACAGAGUCCUUGGUUCAUUGUACGGCAAAAGGAGUUGGGAGCAAGAGAAGGACAAGUUUGUUUGCUUUAGGGUACUCCAGGGUAUGCCUUCAAAGAUGGAAGGAAGAAGAUGAAGGGAAGAGCUAAGGGCAGGAAUGUGUUUAAAGAGGAAACAGACUCUCAUUGCAUUGUUUCAAUAAAAUGUUGCAUCCCAGGUACAAAGUUUCCAUCCUCAUUUCUGUCGCUGAUUGUAAGGUGGGAGAAGCAAGGCUAUAUAGUGACACUGAAAGGAUACUAGAAAAAUAAAGUUUAUUUAUAUAUAUAAAAAUGUAAACUGGCCAUGUCCGUUAGUAUCCACAUUUCACCAAAACCGCUUGACCGAUUGCGUUCAAAUUUUGACACAAUGCCGCAUGCGAAUAUGAGUGUGACCCUGUACCAUUUUCAAAGACAGAUGUCACACCUGUGCCAGGUAAAACCCCCAAAACCUCGUGUUUCAAAACACACCACCCAGACAAAAAUGCAUGCUGGGAAAAGAACCAGGUUGCAAACCAGCACCCUCUAGUGGUGGCUACACUGCUACUGCACCUAUAAAACCUUCCCUCUCAACAGCACCUCGGCUCCCGUUUACAUACUAGGCUGAAGCCUUUACAGACUAGGCUGAAUGGAGGUACUGAC
Zootoca vivipara (common lizard) is the source of this 6551-nucleotide messenger RNA. NCBI's taxonomy places the organism in Eukaryota, Metazoa, Chordata, Lepidosauria, Squamata, Lacertidae. The record is from RefSeq and is a predicted model, not a curated record.